GCAUGCGUAUCCAAUCCAGCAGACGUCAGUGAACAUGGCGUUUGUUUAGAGCCCAAGCUGGCACUCGCGUACGUUCCUGUACGUUUUGGUUGAGCGUUUUGGAGACUUUGUCUUUGUGUUGUGUGUAGCAUCCGCGAAGGACCUCGUAAUGUACUGGAAUUACCGAUUUUAACGAACGCGCCUGGACGUUGAGACGUCCUCACACAGCUAACCUAGCUAGCCAGCUAAGCUAAGAGGCUACAGCGGUUGAGCCAGGUGUAUUCUAACACCAUCAACACCGGUCCUGCCCCUUUUUCACGAUUAUUUCGUUGACUUUUUUGACCCUCUCAAAGGAUAUUCGAUGCCAGGUGGACGGACCUGCGGCUGCGUUUCGGUUCCGUUGUAAAGUGUUGGUUUGGUGUUUUGUUUUUUUUUGGUUUUUUAAACUCGCGUCGCGCGCCCACCGUUACCUGAUGAAUUCCAGUCCGCUGCCCAACGGCAAACCGGCGUCGGACAACCAGAGCUGGAACUCGUCGGGCUCCGAGGAGGACCUGGACACCGACCCCGGUCCGCAUGGGGCCACCGCAGAAUUCGGCGGAGUCCUGAGCAAGUGGACAAACUACAUCCAUGGCUGGCAGGACCGAUGGGUUGUGCUGAAGAACAACACCCUGAGCUACUACAAGUCCCAGGAUGAGAGGGAGUAUGGCUGCAGGGGCUCUCUGUGCUUGAGCAAGGCUGUUAUCACGCCCCAUGAGUUUGAUGAGUGCAGACUGGACAUCAGUGUUAAUGACAGCGUAUGGUACCUGAGGGCUUUGGAUCCUGAACACCGUAACCAGUGGAUUGACUCCAUCGAGCAGCACAGGGCCGAGUCUGGUUAUGGUUCUGAGUCGAGUCUGCGGAGACAUGGUUCCAUGCUCUCUCUCACCUCUGCUACCAGUGGAUACUCUGCCACCUCCACCUCCUCCUUUAAGAAGGGCCACAGUCUUCGUGAGAAGCUGGCUGAGAUGGAGACGUUCAGAGACAUUCUGUGCAGACAGGUGGACACGCUGCAGAAAUACUUUGACGCCUGCGCCGAUGCAGUGUCCAAGGAUGAGCUGCAGAGAGACAAGAUUGUGGAGGAUGAUGAGGAUGAUUUUCCAACCACUCGCUCUGAUGGCGAAUUCCUGCACAACCACAACGGGAGCAGAGAGAAGUUAUUCCAGUCUCUAAGCACCAAGGGCAUAAAUGGAAUAGAUUUUAAAGGGGAGGCCAUCACCUUUAAGGCUACUACGGCAGGCAUCCUGGCCACACUGUCUCACUGCAUCGACCUGAUGAUGAAGAGGGAGGACAGCUGGCAGCGGAGACUGGACAAGGAAACAGAGAAAAGGAGGAGAAUUGAGGAGGCCUAUAAAACAGCACUGUCAGAGCUGAAGAAGAAAUCCCAUUUCGGAGGCCCAGACUAUGAGGAGGGUCCCAACAGUCUGAUAAAUGAAGACGAGUUCUUCGAUGCUGUGGAGGCGGCUCUUGACAGACAGGACAAAAUAGAGGAACAGACACACACGGAGAAGUCUCGGGUCCACAGGCCUAGCCCCAUGCCUUCAGCAGACGUCUACUCCACCAUGGGCACCCACCGAUUCGCUGAGAAGUCCUCCACUCCACCCUCCUCCCAUCUAGCCUUCAGCCCCCCUCUUCACCAUGAGCACAGGUUCAGUGCUGAGGUGGAGGAGAUGGUGCAGAGUCACAUGACUUACUCCCUUCAGGAUGUAGGCGGAGAUGCUAACUGGCAGCUGGUGGUGGAGGAGGGUGAGAUGAAGGUGUACAGGAGAGAGGUCGAGGAGAACGGUAUUGUACUGGACCCUCUGAAAGCCACGCACGCAGUGAAGGGUGUCACAGGUCACGAAGUCUGCCACUACUUUUGGGACACGAAUGUCCGCAAUGACUGGGAGACUACUGUUGAAAAUUUUAACAUCGUGGAGACACUGUCAGAUAAUGCCAUAAUCGUCUACCAGACCCACAAGAGGGUGUGGCCUGCGUCACAGCGGGACGUGCUGUAUUUGUCAGCGAUCCGUAAGAUCCUAGCCAACAAUGAGAAUGAUCCCGACACGUGGAUUGUUUGUAACUUCUCUGUCGACCACGACAACGCCCAGCCAAGCAGCAGGUGCGUGCGUGCCAAAAUCAACAUUGCCAUGAUCUGCCAAACCCUUGUCAGCCCACCAGAGGGCGACAGAGCGAUCAGCAGAGAUAACAUCCUGUGCAAAAUCACAUACGUUGCCAAUGUGAAUCCUGGUGGUUGGGCCCCAGCAUCUGUACUAAGAGCAGUGGCGAAAAGAGAGUAUCCCAAAUUCCUGAAGCGAUUCACCUCCUACGUGCAGGAGAAAACUGCCGGCAAGCCCAUCCUCUUCUGAGCGUCCAGAGUGUGCAGCAUCUUCUCCACUCUUCCAGCUGCAGUGUCUCAUGGAAGUGUGAAAACCUCACUGCGUCUCCUCUUCUCCAGACUGUUUGAAUCCAUGGCUGUCACAAGAAACUACAUUUACCCAUAAGUCCUUCAUAUAGGUUUUAAGCUUUAGGUUUUCCUAAGGCUUUAAUGCAUUAGCUGCACAGAGAGGACUACAAAGGUUGCCACAUAUGAAUGUUUCUUCUGUAAUUUCUGGAUGGAUUGGUGG
Messenger RNA from Electrophorus electricus (electric eel), 2621 nucleotides. RefSeq names its product ceramide transporter 1b (gene cert1b). The record is from RefSeq and is a predicted model, not a curated record. Gene Ontology annotation, biological process: ER to Golgi ceramide transport. NCBI's taxonomy places the organism in Eukaryota, Metazoa, Chordata, Actinopteri, Gymnotiformes, Gymnotidae. Gene Ontology annotation, molecular function: lipid binding.